Marmota monax (woodchuck) is the source of this 2583-nucleotide messenger RNA. RefSeq names its product target of myb1 like 1 membrane trafficking protein (gene Tom1l1). Gene Ontology annotation, molecular function: ubiquitin binding; phosphatidylinositol binding; clathrin binding. NCBI's taxonomy places the organism in Eukaryota, Metazoa, Chordata, Mammalia, Rodentia, Sciuridae. The transcript is spliced from 16 exons. The record is from RefSeq and is a predicted model, not a curated record. The coding region runs from base 94 to 1518 and encodes 474 amino acids. Gene Ontology annotation, biological process: signal transduction. Gene Ontology annotation, cellular component: membrane; endosome.
GAGGAGGAGCCACGGGCACCAAGCGGGAGGAGUCCGGAGUCGGAGGGCGGCGGGCGGAGGCGGAUUUCCUGGGCCCGGCUCUCUGGGGCCACUAUGGCGUUUGGGAAGAGCCACCGGGAUCCCUACGCCUCCUCCGUGGGCCAACUCAUAGAAAAGGCUACAUUUGCUGGAGUUCAGACCGAAGACUGGGGCCAGUUCAUGCACAUCUGUGACAUAAUUAACACUACCCAGGAUGGGCCAAAAGAUGCAGUGAAAGCUUUGAAGAAAAGAAUUUCCAAAAAUUACAAUCAUAAAGAAAUCCAACUUACCUUGUCACUCAUUGACAUGUGCAUGCAGAACUGUGGUCCAAGUUUCCAAUCUCUGAUUGUGAAGAAAGAAUUCAUUAAAGAUAGUCUGGUUAAGCUGUUGGAUCCUAAAUACACCUUACCAUUGGACAUUCAGAAUAGAAUCUUGAACUUCAUUAAGUGUUGGUCACAGGGUUUCCCAGGAGGUGUGGAUGUAAGUGAAGUGAAAGAAGUGUACCUGGAUCUGCUUAAGAAGGGUGUUCAGUUUCCUUCCUCAGAUGCAGAGGCUCCAACAGCAAGACAAGAGACCUCAUUGACUCCACCAGCAUCUGUUCCUACUGCACCAGCUCUUUCUUCAGUAAUUCCUCCCAGGAACUCAACUAUUACUUUGGUCCCAGAACAGAUUGGAAAGCUGCACAGUGAAUUGGAUAUGGUGAAAAUGAAUGUGAGAGUGAUGUCUGCCAUACUGAUGGAGAACACUCCCGGGUCUGAGAACCAUGAAGACCUAGAGCUUCUGCAGAAACUUUACAAGACAUGUCGGGAGAUGCAGGAGAGGAUCAUGGACCUGCUUGUGGUGGUGGAGAACGAAGAUGUAACUGUUGAGCUGAUUCAAGUGAAUGAGGAUUUGAAUAAUGCCAUCCUUGGAUAUGAGAGGUUUAUUCGAAACCAGCAAAGGCUUUUGGAGCAACAUACGAACCAGAUGGAAGCCACCAAUACCACCAGUGAGCCCUCCGCUCCAUCUUGUGAGCUCCUGGAUUUAAGUCCCAGCACCCUGAUGUCAAUGGCCACUCAAGGAGAACUCAGCAACGUGAAUUCUCAGCUUUCAAACUUAAGUUUCAGCUCUCCAAGUCCUAUUGUAAGAAACAACUUGAAUCCCAGUCUUCAUUCAAAUGUGGAUUUGCUAGCCUCGGAAAAUACAGAAAUGCCCCUGUUUGCCCAAAGGACACACCAAAACCACGCCUCAAGUCACACAUAUGAUAAUUUUCUAGAACACUCAAAUCCAGUAUUACUACAGCCAGUUAGCCUACAGACUGCCACAGUAACACCGUCAAACCAGAGGCCACCCUCCUUGCCCAACAAUCAUCCAGCAAUGACAAAGAAUGAUCUCCAGCCACCCAAUUACUAUGAGGUAAUGGAGUUUGAUCCCUUAGCUCCUGCUGUCACUACAGAAGCUAUUUAUGAAGAAAUAGAUGUUCAUCCCCACAAAGGAGCUCGAAGUCAUAGUGACUGUUGAGGUUAAAGUGGAUGAUCAAUCAGCUCAUUAGCAGCACAGAGAGGCUAGCUCUCUUAAAGGGUAGAUCCUAUCCAGCUUUGAGACCUGGAAGACAAGACCUACCAACAUGUGAAAGCCACAGUGGACCAUUUCUUCUCUGCUAUAAUGAAGUAUAAACAGAAGAAUAAUAAUUUCAGAGUAAUAUUCAUGAUUAAUGACAACCAAUCAAGAUUUCAGUAGAAUGUGGUUGUAGCAAAUAUUCACUUAAAACUUUGGAAGAACAAUUACUUAGUCCUUAGGCCAACCAGUUUAAUUGCAGUACCUUCUGUUGCUUACAUCUUCCUAUAUAUAGAAAACAAAUAAUCACACAGCUGUGAUAAAAGUAGAUAAAGAUUGUUACUUUAUUAUUAUUACUACAAAAUAAUUCUAAAUAGAUGUGAGAAACUAAAUGUAUUAUUCAGGAAGAACAUUUUGUGCCUUCACUUAACUAAAAUUGAAUGUAAGAUAAUUUGCACUUCUUUAAAAAUAAUUCUUUGAUUCUUUAUAAUGCUAAAUUAUUUUCUAUUGCCCCCUACCCUUUUUAUUAUAAUUAAUAUUUCUAUUUGGAACAAAGACUACUGGAAAACAUUCAGAAUAAAUUGUGUAUUCAUUUACAUAAAUUACAAUGACAAAUAACUUAAAAUAAUUUAUUAUUAUUAUUUUUUUAUACAGUUUUGAUCCCAGAACUUCUAUGUCAGUAAUCUUCAUAAUCCCAUCCUUCCCUUUUAACAUUCAGGGGCUUGGAACUAAGAAAGUAAAUGCAAGCAGUCUAAUUAGAUAUAUUACAUUAUUAUUACAUUAUAUUACGUUUUAUUUCAAUUUCAUAGUGUCACAAUUUCAAAGUAAUUCAAUAUUCAAAUGUAAAAUAGCCCUAGGCCUUAAAGGGAAACUAAAGUCAAAUUUGAAAUAAGAAUAUAAUCUUUGAGCCGUCUUAGGGCUUAGUGACUUCUCUUUCACCUUUGAAUUUUUUUAAAUAAUGGCCAUUCACACUGAAGGAAAAUAGCUGUUUUGGAGAUAAAUAAACAUGCUCCAACAUUCUGUUCUAUA